AUGACGGCCUCGCAACAGUCGGCCCCCGAGUCGCUGACUCUGUGGGGAUGGCUCUGUCUGUUGGCCAAGGUUGGGAGAAUAGUGGCCGGAUUAAUUUUCAAAGCCGUCAAAUAUCCCCUCCUAUCCAAGAAAUUAAAGACGAAACGGUCGUUCCAUCACUACAUCGCUUAUGAGGGCAUGAUCGAUUUCCAGUCCGGCCUUUCCUCCGUCGAAAAACACGCCGUUCUCCCGUCGACCGCCUGGCAAUGCACCAGCUUCGCGCACAGAAAUAAUCUACCUUACGAAAGACUCACUCUUCAAGAUGGCACCCUCGCAUUCAUGCUCAAUGGAUCAUCGUCAUCUACAAAACAUGCCCUCGGCCUCAAUCCCUUUACCCGGGGAAGCAAAAAAGCCGCGGCUUUGAUGGAAGAGAUGAUUGUCGCAAAACAAAAGGCCAACAAAGCCAUUGUAUAUUUCCAUGGUGGUGGAUACGUAGCACCUAUUCUGCCACAGCAUCUUCAUCUUAUCUACAGUUUUGAGGAUAAGCCUCGUUAUAGGGACGGAGUGGUGGUUUAUGUUUUGGCAUAUAGCCUAGUAGAUGAACACGCCAACCACUACCCAACUCAACUCCGACAAGCCAUCUCUCUCCUUGAUCACAUCAUCAACACAGAGAAUAUCGCCCCCUCAAAUAUUACUCUUAUGGGCAACUCUGCUGGCGCAAACCUCCUCCUUUCCGUACUACUGCAUCUCUCCCACCCCAACCCAGAUGUACCGCCUCUGAAUAUGAAAGACGACGAACAAUUCACCGCCGCAGUCGCAAUCUCACCUUGGUGUAAUAUGGAUACAUCUGCCGAAUCCAUGACUACAAACGCGAAUAGAGAUGUUCUUGCCGCUUCGGCGUUGGAAUAUUGGGGAGGAAACUUUCUCGGGGGUCGUCCUUUGGAUCCUUGGAAUUCACCUCUGCAGGCACCCGCAGAGUGGUGGACGGAUUUGAAAGUAGGUGAAUUGCUGAUGAUCUACGGAGAGGAUGAGAUAAUGAAAGAUGAUACGGAGAUUCUUUGCAAAAGAGUACAGUCCGUGCAUCCGCAAACGACUGUCUACGGCCUGCAGGGGGAGAGCCAUGAACAGAUGGCUAUGACUAAGCUCCUACUUUUGCCCUGGAUCUCUGACUCUGAGAAGAUAUAUACUGCUUGGAUGAAAGAGCGGUUCUACUAA
This is a messenger RNA of Talaromyces amestolkiae, 1194 nucleotides long. RefSeq lists its product as uncharacterized. NCBI's taxonomy places the organism in Eukaryota, Fungi, Ascomycota, Eurotiomycetes, Eurotiales, Trichocomaceae. Bases 1 to 1194 code for a protein of 397 amino acids. The transcript is spliced from 4 exons. The record is from RefSeq and is a predicted model, not a curated record.